Molecule: messenger RNA, 1393 nt
Organism: Clarias gariepinus (North African catfish)
Lineage: Eukaryota; Metazoa; Chordata; Actinopteri; Siluriformes; Clariidae
Gene: hsd17b10
Product: hydroxysteroid (17-beta) dehydrogenase 10
Exons: 6
Coding region: 37-819 (260 amino acids)
Biological process (GO): fatty acid metabolic process; estrogen metabolic process; androgen metabolic process
Cellular component (GO): mitochondrion
Molecular function (GO): estradiol 17-beta-dehydrogenase [NAD(P)+] activity
Source: RefSeq, a predicted model, not a curated record
CGUGUUUCUGACGCGGAAGCGGUGCCGUCUGCAAACAUGGCGAACAUCAGAAAUCUCAAGGGUAUGGUGGGGCUGGUCACAGGAGGCGCCUCAGGUUUGGGCAAGGCAACAGUGGAGAGGCUGAUCAAGCAUGGAGCGAGCGCUGUAAUCCUUGACUUGCCCAGCUCAGAUGGCCAGAGUGUGGCUGCAGGUCUUGGCGAGCGCUGUGCAUUCGCUCCAGCUGAUGUGACGUCAGAGUCAGAUGUGCUCUCAGCUGUGGGUUUGGCUAAGGAGAAGUUUGGUCGACUGGACUUGGCGGUGAACUGCGCUGGUAUUGCUGUCGCCGUUAAGACAUACAACUUCAAAAAGGACAUCCCUCACAGUCUGGAGGACUUCAGUAGGGUCAUUAAUGUAAAUAUUGCAGGCAGCUUUAAUGUAAUAAGGCUGGCAGCAGGGAUGAUGGGCAAGAAUGAGCCAGAUUCUGAUGGUCACAGAGGAUGCAUCAUUAACACAGCCAGCGUUGCAGCUUUUGAUGGGCAGGUGGGUCAGGCUGCGUACUCUGCAUCUAAAGGCGGUAUUGUGGGAAUGACUCUACCAAUUGCUCGAGAUCUCGCUCCCAUGGGCAUCCGUGUGGUCACUAUUGCUCCAGGUCUGUUCUCUACGCCCCUGCUGGCUGGUCUGCCUGAGAAGGUGCAGAGUUUCCUCGCACGACAGGUGCCUUUCCCGUCACGCCUGGGCGACCCUGCCGAAUUCGCUCACCUUGUGACCUCCAUUGCUGAAAACCCCAUGAUCAAUGGUGAAGUGAUUCGCUUGGAUGGAGCCAUCCGGAUGCAGCCAUAAGAAGGAGAGACCAGACCUCACACAGAGGGGAAGAGACAGCUCUGUAGGCCGUGUGUGUGUGUUUCAAAAUUAAAUGGGUUAAUGGAAUAGAGCCAGAUGAGCAUCCCCAGUCUCAGUGUAUUGCAGUUUUCCCCCUCAGGACUCCCUGAGUUAAGGUUCUGCUGCUUUAUGGUUUUUUUGAAACCACUGGAAGUCUGUAGAUAUUUUUUUUUUUUAUAAAUCCUGCUCUGAUUUUUCCAAAAAUUAACCUGACUGUGUGAGUAAAUUAGCUCUUCAGGGCAGUACCAGACAUUUUUCUGUUCUAGGAAGUGCCUAAAGUGCAUUAUCAAGAUCCUGAUCAGAUUAGACACAGGGUGUACUGCAGAUAAUCAAAUAACUAAUAAAAUAUCUUUCUGAAAAGCUGAGAAAGUGUUAUAAUUCUGCAACUAUGUGACCCUACAUGCAACACUAAAGAAGUGUACAGUACAUUAGACUGGCAAGCUUCCCAUUUUUGUAGAUUUUUUUUUUGUAAAAUGUUACCGUUAUCCACUGGAUCUGAUCACUAAACUGAACAAUUAAAGAUAUGAAACAGGCA